Molecule: messenger RNA, 2866 nt
Organism: Equus quagga
Lineage: Eukaryota; Metazoa; Chordata; Mammalia; Perissodactyla; Equidae
Gene: VXN
Product: vexin
Exons: 6
Coding region: 16-627 (203 amino acids)
Biological process (GO): neuron differentiation; neurogenesis
Source: RefSeq, a predicted model, not a curated record
GAGAAGGCUGAAACGAUGCAUCAGAUUUACAGCUGCAGUGACGAAAAUAUAGAAGUUUUCACCACUGUGAUUCCUUCCAAGGUGUCCAGUCCAGCCAGAAGAAGAGUCAAAAGCUCUCAACACCUCUUGACCAAGAAUGUGGUGAUCGAGUCGGACCUCCACACGCCCCGGGCCCUGGAGCUGCUGCCGCACCGCAGCGACCGCCGGGACGCCGAGGGCCGCAGGUCGGGCCGGCUGCAGACCGCGCGGCCGCCCGGCGCCCAGCCGGCGAAGACCCCGGCCAGACCCGUGGGGAUUUCUGAACCCAAAUCUGCAAAUCUGUGUGGCAGUAGAGCAUAUGGAAAAUCUUUGAUUCCUCCGGUGGCCCGGAUCUCAGUGAAAGCCCCCACCGUCCUGGAGGUGGCAGCCACAGGCCCAGAGAAUGGAGCUGUUCUGACAAGAGGAUCCAGACAUCUCAAGAAGAUGACUGAGGAGUAUCCAACCCUUCCCCAGGGAGCAGAAGCCUCCCUGCCGCUGACAGGAAGUGCCUCCUGCGGUGUCCCCAGCAUCCUCCGGAAAAUGUGGACAAGGCACAAGAAGAAGUCUGAAUAUGUGGGAGCUACCAACAGCGCCUUUGAAGCCGACUAAAGGUGACCCUCCAGGUGCCUGGCGUUGGGCAAAGUUCACUGCACAAAGGGAGAAAACUUCCAGAUUGGAGCUGAGCCACAUUCACCUCUGCUAGUAGCUGGUCCAAACACAUCAUCCUCCCUUCUUAACCAAUCACCCUGGCUUAGGAUGCAGGGUAGGAACUUCCCUCGAAGGCGAAAGAAACUGUACCUUCUUAGAAUCGAUAAAGCCAUUGGUCUGAAAGUGACUUGGGAGGUCAUAAAGUUUAUAUCCCUAUCUAUAAGCAAAACCACACCAAAAUCAAACUUGGCCCAUUUUAAAAACCUCCAAGGAAGGAAGCAGGCAAUUCCUCAGUCUUCCUUGUGAGUCGUUCUAAUGUGUGUGAUUUCUGGCAUAAAUGGAAGAGCUUGAUGUUUGAGGCACUUACUAUUCUGUUAUCACAUUUAUUUCAUCUUCAGGAGGUCUGGUUUUUAAUGACAAAGCACUAUAUGUUUACUUAGCAGUUCUAAUAUCCCCUUGAGAGUAUUGUUAAGGUCAGUUUUAUUCAUUUGGCAUGAUUGCAUGAAUUCUCGAUUCUUUUACAUGCAGCUUUUCUGUAGAAAAACAUGAUUAAAAAUUGAAUGUUGUAUGCUAAUGUUUUCUGAAGUGGCAUAGUCUAGUGGAAUUAAUACCACCUUAUUUUGGUAUAAUGAUUUUAACUUCCAGAAGUGCUUUCCCUUCCACUAUCUCUUAUUUUCAAAAAGUCCCUAUUAAAGAAAGCACAAUUAUUCCCUAUCUUCAGAUGGGGAAGCCAAGGCCUUAAGAGGUCAUGUGACUAGAUACCAGACAGUGGAACGAGAUACCGGGUCCUCAACUUCCUUACAGACUCCUUGCUUUGCUUACUCUAGCAGGGAUUCGACGAAGGUUUGGAGGGGUAGGAGUAUGUCUCUGGGGGAAAUCUUUGAAGGGAAGAAUUUGAUAAAGUUGGAACAAGUAAGUGACUUGAAUAAAAUACAUCAUUAUGUAUUUGGUUGAACCAGAAGAAAUUGCUGUUUUUGUAAGUCAAAAACAAUUGGUUGUCAAAUUCAUAUGGUUCAACCUAAUGUAUAAUAUUAUGCUUUCCUCUUUCAAUGGAAAUGUCAUCAUAAAUUCCAUUGUCAACAUCAGUAGCCUUACAAUGACAAUAUGGUAAUGAUAGCUACUGUUUAUUAAAUGCCUACUAUGUGCCAGGCAUGACACUGAGCACUUUACAUACAUUGUCCCAAUCUUUCUAACAACUGAGUUAGGUGGUCUUACCCAUUUAAUAGACAACAGUUUAAAGUGGUUAAACAAUUAGUCUGAAGACACAUAACCCAUAUGGGCAUCAGGCUUCAAUGCCCUUGUUAUAUUUACUCUCUCACACAGUAUAGUUCAGAAUAUAGAGAAAGAUCAAGGUUAGGAAAUAAUUUUCAUCUCAAAUGCUAAACACGGUUGCUUGGCAGAGGCUGCCUGGAGUGCCGUGUGGAGAUGGAAUCUGAGAUACAGGCCUGAGGGAUCAACUAGUAAUGCCUGUUUGUGGAGGGGAUGAGUGGCAUGCGCCUUUGUAUUUGUCAUCUGUAGCCUCAAUUCUGCCCAGAAGGCUUGUUUUCUAAUUCAGAAGCUUAAAUUAAUCCAACCAAUUUAAUAACUGGAGACUCCAUGGUGAAAUUUAAUCUAAGACUAGGUUGGAAAUUGCCAUGUCUUGGUGCAAAGAAGAACUUGGCUGCAUUACUGGUCUCCGACUCAACUGUUAGUCAUAUGCUGCUGCUCUGUGGCCACGUGUUGCUUUUUUGCUAAGUUGCCUGUUUCCAUAUCUCCAGGUGAACGUAAGAAGGCAUGGGGGGAUAAGAGGACCAGGCUUCUGGGCUCUCACCCUGCUGAUCUCUGCCCUUCAACAGUUGUUUUAACUCUGAACACCCAAUCCUCACAUCAGAACAUGAUUUGGAGACUUGGGCGUCAAGUGUUCCUUCAGUGAGGGCCUCGUCUCACUGGACCGUCUAAUAGUCUUACAUAGUACAGAUAGCAGGGCCCAGAGCAAAGUUAGGGAGCAAACAGAUGAUAUAUGCUGGACCUAUCGGAGUAUCCUAAGAUUAUUUAUUUUAACUUAUUUAAUUUAUAACUGACAUUCUUUAUUUGUAUAUGGCAGCUGGAGAUUUCUGUAGAAUGGAACUAAUUUAUUUUUAAUUUAAAUGUUUCAUGAUGAAGUUUGCUUUGUAUAGAACAUUUUGAUUGGCCAAUUCAAAUAAACAUAAAGUACGCUUUG